CUUAUCACGAGAUCUUAUGUUCAACUCUUAUUACCUGUCGCUCAUUGUUUCUUUGCAUGCGAGUUCUUUCAAGCUAGAUCUUUCUGGUUCACGAAAUCGUCUUAGCGGAGUUUGGGUAUCAACCAAACAUUUCUGGGAAUGGUAAUGAUCUAUGGCUGGGCCAGACACUCCACUCUGAAUUUUAUUCACUUUUCUCGAACCUUUUGUCGCCGAUCUUCUCCUCUACCGAAGAGGAGCUUCUCAAUAUGCACCACGCUGAGGAAUAACUCUCAAUCAGUUACCCACGAUCACCAUGACCACCGAACAAGGAACAUCGGAAUUAUCGCUCACAUCGAUGCUGGGAAGACGACCACGACAGAGCGUAUGCUCUACUAUAGUGGUCAUACUCGCCGCAUAGGUGAUGUUGACGAAGGUUCAACUGUCACAGAUUUCUUGCCAGCGGAGAGAGCCCGUGGGAUUACGAUUCAAUCAGCAGCGAUCACCUUUGAAUGGCCGCCUGUUGACGCCUGUGCUUCGCAUAGUGGUGAUACUGAUCACCACAGGCAGCCCCGGUCUCGGUUCUCUCACAAUGUCAACCUCAUCGACACACCGGGCCAUGCCGACUUUACUUUUGAGGUCCGGAGAUCACUCAGGAUUCUAGACGGUGCCGUCUGUAUCCUCGAUGGGGUGGCCGGUGUAGAAGCGCAGACUGAACAAGUGUGGACUCAGGCGGGUGAUUGGAAAAUCCCUCGAAUCGCAUUCGUCAACAAGCUAGACCGGGAUGGCGCGGCUUUUGGUCGAACUGUCCGGGAAAUUGGCUCUCGUCUCGCUGGGUGGCCUGCACUGUGUCAGAUUCCAUGGUUCGAAGGAGGAAAGGGUCGCUUCACAGGUAUCUGUGAUGUCAUCAACCUGGAAGGUCUCCUGUAUCCGCAUGGCGGAGACGGAAAAAAAAUCGAACGAGUUCCACUUUCGAGGUUGGACAAGGAGUAUCCCGAGAUGGGGGCAGAGCUGAAACGAGCACGAGCAGCUCUCGUCGAGCUUCUUAGUGAGCAUGAUGAAGAGCUGGUCGAGGCUUUCUUCGAAAUGGAAGAAGACCACCUGGCAAUCACUCCGGCCCAGAUUCUGGACAGUCUACGGAGAAACUUACUUUCGAACGAGAGCACCAUCAUUCCGGUGUUCGCAGGAGCCAGUUUCCGCAAUAUCGGAGUUCAGCCUUUGUUGGACGCGGUGAACAAUCUUCUGCCUAGCCCUAAAGAGAGACCGGACCCCGAAGUGAGCUUGGGGGCAGCUCGAGGAGGACUGUCGCAGUUGAUAAAAGGUGAGCUUGCGAUGGAGGAAGCUGGCAACACAAAGAAGCGGCAAUCACAGUCGUCCUUGAUGGCAAUUGGGAACGCUUUGGAGGGUUGUGCUCUAGCGUUCAAGGUGGUCAACGACGCACGAAAAGGUGUACUAGUUUAUAUCCGGGUUUACUCUGGAUCGAUCGACCGGAACGCACUGCUGUACAACACAAACUUGCAAAACUCGGAACGAGCGACGAUCUUGUACCGAAUGUAUGCAUCAGAAGCAUUACCAGUCCAGUCAUUAAAAGCGGGCGAAAUUGGAGUCAUCGCAGGGUCCAAGUUUGCUCGAACAGGAGACACAUUGAUUUCGUAUGCUGGGAACAAAGCCACUCCUCCAGCGCCGUUGAACCAGCUACAGCUCCGACCAAUCCACGUGCCACCUCCAGUCUUUUUCGCAGCGUUGGAGCCAAAUAGCUUGAGGGAAGAGAAAGAGAUGCACGAAAAGUUGGCGCUCCUGCUUCGAGAAGAUCCCAGUCUGCAAGUGAGCCAAGAUGAAGACACUGGGCAGACAUUGAUCAGUGGGAUGGGAGAGCUACAUCUUGAGAUUGCAUAUGACAGAUUGGUGCACGAUAUGAAAGCUAAGGCGCGGAUGGGCAAGAUUGCUAUUGGAUAUCGAGAAUCACUCCCUCACGCAUCGAAAAGUGUGACCAAAAUGUUGGAAGGGGAUCGCGCAGGAGCCAAGGGACGAGGAGGCUGUGAGGUUGUGGUUGAACCGUGGUCUAGUGCCCCUGAAGUCGAUUCGGAGAUGGAGUCUCGCAUGACACAUGAGCAAGAUGGCAACUUGAUUGUGGUGGAAGCACCUUCACUGGACAAGCGAGGCCGACCACUUGACGCGGACAAUGCCAGUCUUCCCACCAAUCUGACCCUUCCGGAAAUCCAAACGGCAUACGUCAACGGUGUUCUUGCAGCAUUGAGUCGAGGUCCGUCGUAUUCAUUUCCAGUUCGAAAUACCAAAGUGACAGUAACGCUGCGGCCAGAAGCGCAUCUCUUUGGCGGCGAGACAACCUAUGCAUCGCUAACAUCGGCAGCACGGCUUGCAACCAUUGCUGCCUUCAGGGAGGCCACGAAAGACACACCUAGUUUCCUGAUGGAGCCGGUUAUGAAUGUUGACAUUAGUGUGGAUGAGUCGAGUAUGGGAGCCAUCAUCCAGGACAUUUCUUCCAGUCGAGGGGGACAGAUCCUUUCGCUCGGAGACAAUGAAGAACAUGAGGCAAGCUCUGACACGGGACGAAAGGUCAUCGAUGUCAGCAAGAUCUAUGCACCCAAAGAUCCCUUUGAAUCCGGAUCGUCGGGAGCAGGGCAACAAACUCAAGUCAACCCCCAGAGAACAGUCAAGGCCAGGGUACCUUUGAAGGAGAUGGUGGGCUAUCUCAAACACCUUCGGAGCAUGACAGGCGGUCGUGGCACAUUUGUGAUGAAUGUGGAUCGAUUCGAAAAGGUCUGUGGGCAGAGGGAGAAGAUGUUGAUUACUGAGUUGAGGGGUGAGAGUAUGUGAGUUGAGAUGAUGGUGAGGAUGGGUGGUUGUCGUAAUCAAGUGAUGGAGGACAUGUACAACAAGGACCUAGGUUGUCACCAAUUGUAUUAACAUUAUCAUCAAG
Exophiala mesophila is the source of this 2917-nucleotide messenger RNA. RefSeq names its product translation elongation factor G. The record is from RefSeq and is a predicted model, not a curated record. Gene Ontology annotation, cellular component: mitochondrion. The transcript has a single exon. Gene Ontology annotation, molecular function: GTP binding; GTPase activity. NCBI's taxonomy places the organism in Eukaryota, Fungi, Ascomycota, Eurotiomycetes, Chaetothyriales, Herpotrichiellaceae. Gene Ontology annotation, biological process: ribosome disassembly; mitochondrial translation. The coding region runs from base 139 to 2814 and encodes 891 amino acids.